Amphiprion ocellaris (clown anemonefish) is the source of this 4379-nucleotide messenger RNA. It is a transcript of the gene trim54, whose product is annotated as tripartite motif containing 54. The transcript has 9 exons. Lineage: Eukaryota; Metazoa; Chordata; Actinopteri; Pomacentridae. The record is from RefSeq and is a predicted model, not a curated record. Gene Ontology annotation, molecular function: zinc ion binding. Bases 66 to 1268 code for a protein of 400 amino acids.
UAGAUUAUUGAGAGACACACAUCAAUCGCCACAUGGAGCAGUGUACCUGUCAUUGUAAUGAAUGAAUGAGAAGACGGAGGAGGAAUGCAGUGUUUUCGGUUGGAGGUUUCUCCCCAAAAGUUUAUGCGGCCAAUGAGGUGAUGAACUUUACUCUCGGCUUCAAGCCCCCAGCAGCAGGCAGUUCUGGGCCAGGAGCUAGCAGUGGAGUCACUAUGGAGAACCUGGAGAAGCAGCUGAUCUGCCCCGUCUGCCUGGAGCUGUUCUCCAAACCCGUAGUGAUCCUGCCCUGCCAGCACAACCUCUGUCGCAAGUGUGCCAACGACAUCUUCCAGCAGUCAGCUAAUCCUCUGUGGCAGUCCCGAGGCUCUUCGAGCAUCGCUGCCAGCGGCGGCCGCUUCCGCUGUCCGUCCUGCCGCCAUGAGGUGGUGAUGGACCGCCAUGGAGUGUUCGGCCUGCAGAGGAACCUGCUGGUGGAGAACAUCAUCGACAUCUACAGACAGCAGGAGUCCUCCAGGCUUGUAAACAUGAAGCCAGAGCAGCAGCAGCUGAUGUGUGAAGAACAUGAAGAGGAGAAGAUCAACAUAUACUGCUUGUCCUGCCAGACGCCGACCUGCUCCAUGUGCAAAGUGUUCGGACAACACAAAGACUGUGAUGUGGCUCCGCUCAGCAGCGUUUACAUGAGACAGAAGACAGAGCUGAGCGACGGUAUCGCCAUGUUAGUCGCCAGUAACGACCACAUCCAGGCAGUCAUCUCUCAGAUGGAGGAAAUCUGCCACACUGUGGAGGACAACGGUCAGCGACAGAGAGAACACCUGGCCAACCAUUUUGACAACUUGGUGUCCAUCCUGGAGGAGCGGAAGCAGGAGUUGGUGGGUGUCAUUACCAAAGAACAGGACGAUAAGCUCAAACACAUGAGGUCCCUCAUUCGUCGACACAGUGAUCACCUGGAGCGUGCUGUCACUCUGGUGGAGUCGGCCAUACAGUCCAUGGAGGAGCCACAUAUGCCUUUGUUCUUACAGAGCGCCAGAGUCAUAUUGGAAAAAAUGGCAGCGACAGCAAGGGCCUCGAACAUUGAGCGUCCGGAGCUCGGUUAUGAGAGCAUGAGCCACUUCAUGGUUGAUACUGACGACCUCGCUGACAUGCUGAGGAACAUUGAUUUCUGCUCCAGUAUGUCCAACACAAAAGCACAUCUUUUACAGGGUGUGGGGGAUGAUGAAGAUGAUCUUGAAGAAACGGAGUCAGAAUUUGACUUCAGCUCCAGAUAUUAAGACCAAAAGAGAAGUAGCUGAUUGCUCUUGAAGAACUUUUUACUUUGAAAGAUUGAACAUUUGAGAGAAAAUGAUUUGUCAUUCUUUGAAAGACUACAAGAAGGAGAAACGGCGUGUUUGUGGCUGUGACUCUGGAUCACCCUGUUGACCUGUAUUGAUGAAUCGAUCAGGAUUUUGCUUGGCCAAGGCUUUGUGGUGUGUUUGAUUUUGGUUUCGUCACACUCCUCGCAUUACUCAUUCAGCUUCCGGUGCAGUCAUUAAUUGGUGAGGAGCUCAGAGUUUGCAGAAAUAUAACAAUGUCCUUUCUCCACUUGUAAUGCGUUUUCACAAGCAAACUUAACAUAUAUUAGUCUACAGAGUCUGAUGUAAUGUAAUGUAAAUUAGCCCCAGGGACCAAUAUGGAAGAUUUCAAUUUUUGAGUCCUUUUAGUCCUGAAUUAUUGAACUGUCUACACUUUGUGGAGGGACUGGAUGAUAUUGUGAAAACAAUUCACAACAAAUGUAGUUUUCCUCAUUAAAACUAGAUUUUCACAGUGAUAACAGCCAUGUGAGGUUCUGUGACUACACUUAUAAAAAGACAAAGUCUGACCACUAUUACAACAUUUGAAGUAGUCUUCUUGUACAGCAAUGCACUGCUCCCAGUGUGAGAGUGAAGAGUUCUGCUGAGAUAAUAUGGCACUAUAAAGUCUUUAAGAUAUGGUGGAGAUUGAUCAUUAAGAGAAGGAUUUUAAAGUCUAUUCUAGAUUUCACAAAAGCCAAUGAAGAGAAGCCAGUAUAGCAGAAAUAUGAUCCCUCUUGCUAACUCCCAUCUGUACUCUCACUGCAUAAAACAUUUCACCACAAAGCCCAAAUAUCACAUUGUGGUUCAAACUGUGAUAACCUUUAUGUUAAAAGAGCAUCACUGGUGAUGAGUUAGGUUAGAUCCACAGUUACAACCCAGAGAACAAGCAGCUGACUUUGUAAGUGGAAGAGCCAGGACUGAAGAAGGCACAUCAGGGCAGCAUCAUGACAAAGAGCAUGCUUGUUACUUUGUUUGACAUUCAAGUGGUUGUGCAUCGUAAAUCUGUUCCCAAGGGUCAGAUUGUAUUUCCAAUGUACCAUUUGAGUGAGAAACCACCUGGACUGUUCUACAUUUACAGAGAGGUACCUCUAGGAAUGGUCCAAAUGUGGCAGGAGCACUGGGAGCAUCACUGCACACGGUAGAUAUUUUGAAGGGGGUAGCAGCCAAAUCAGGUCUGGUUUUUGCUUUUUAUGGACCCAAAUUUUGAACUUCCUGAUUCAAGUGUAACAAAAGAAAACCACCACUAGUGAAGUUAUGAUCCUUCUACAUGCAGGAGCAACUUUGCAACAUGGCUGUUUCCAACGCGCCACAAAUGUCUAAAUGGGAACCAUGUCUUCUAUGAUUUUCUUCUACAAUGCCCUGUCUCGUCAUAGAGGUGACAGUGGAACGUGUUUAGCUGGUUUUUAGAUGUGUUUUGGAACUGAGAUGGGAAUGGGAAGAUUAGAGUAAGAUGUUGACACUGGUUUGUUGUGCUGCCACCUUUAGGUGAAAACUAAGUUUGAUGUUCUGCUAAACAUCUAAUGAUCAUUUUUCUGCCUUAUUUCAUUGACAUUGGUAAGUGUGAUUGAAUAGUAACACAACAGAAAAUACACCAUUUCUCUCAGAAAUUGUUGCAAUUGCAAAUGUUUUUGGCAUACAUGUGUUUAUUUCCUUGAUGUGCACUGGAAAAACCCAAAAAAGCAAAAGAAAAAAGCCAAAAUUGGCAUCAUUUUACACAAAAUUCAAAAAAAUGGGCCGGACAAAAUUGUUGACACCCUUUUAAAACUGUGGGUAUACCAUUUUAUUUCAAACAUGUGAUGCCUGUUUAAACUCACCUGUGGCAAGUAAAAGGUGCUGGCAAUAUAGAAAUUACACCUGAAGCCAGUUAAAAUGUAUAAAAGUUGACUCAACCUUUGUGUUGUGUGCCAACACAAAAACAUUUGAAACUGCAACAAUUUCUGGGAGAAAUGGUGUAUUAUUUGGAAAAAUUCCAGGGGUGUCAAUACUUUUGUCCAUAACUGUAACAAGUAGAAGUACACUUUCAGACCUUAAAGACAUUUUCCAGUUUAGGAAAAAGAACAAAAACAUAAAGUUAUCUAUCAGGACACAGUAACAGUGGGUGACCUCAGAAUUUAUCUUGUGAGACUGAAGGUGGGUCAAGAAUUAUCAUUAUUAACUGCUGUCUGAUAGCAACUCGAUAGCUUCAUCACAUCUCUGACUCUUCAAACUUUGUGGCUCUGAAAUGAAGCUAAUUGAUGUCUAAAAGCAAGAGAAAGCUAUAAAAAGAUAGCAAAGUGCUUCCAGUCUGCAAUUUUCACCAUCUGAAAUGUCACAACUAAAUGGCAGUUGAAAGGAAUUGAGGAGCUCAAGACAAGAUAUGAAAAAGAGAAAACUUUUAGAUAAAGCUGCUCAUCUGCUGAGCAGAAAGGAAAAGUAAAAACCAACAUCUGACUGCAGAGAAAUUUCAGAGGGGGGGUUAGCAGACACAGAGUUGAUGGUGUACAAACAAGGCAUAUGAGGGAAGUCGUACCUGCAAAAUCAAAGCAAAAGUCAACAUCAGAAAUCUGCAAAGCAACAUCUGGAAAAGACAGACUUCUUUUGGAAGCAGGUGCUGCUGACAGAUCGUUUGGCCAUAAUCACCAAAAGUAUGUUUGGAAUGAAAAAAGCUCAUUUUGCCUACUGUAUGGGGGUGGGGACAUUCUGCUUUGCGGUGGUGUGGCAGCCAGAAACUCAGGAAACACUUCACAGAUAGAGGGAAUUAAAUAUCAGCAGUCUGGAAACAAAUGUUCUGCAUCCCGACUUUGUAGCUUUCCAGUUGCUUUUAGCUGGAGGGGUUGUGUUGCUCUAAGUUUCCCUUUAAAACACCUCAAAGGUGUUCUACUGGAUCCAAGUCAGGGGACAUACUUCUCCUUGUCAUAAUUUCACUUUGUUCUUCUUUAGAACCCCUUUGUAUAAUUUUGGCACUUCACUUUGAUUCGUCAUUAUGUUGAACAGGAAGUUGUUUUGUCAGCCAGUAUUUUGUUGGAUCCACAGGCCUUUAUGGUGCCAUCAAUAAAUGUCAUCUUCCAAACA